AUGGAGAGCUGUGGCAGGCGACGACAGCAAGAUCCUCGACGGAACAAGGCGAACGCCAGGGAACGCCAUAGGAUGCAUGGUUUGAACGCGGCACUCGACCGGCUCAGAAGUCGCAUUCCGCUCAAGAACGCGCGUACCAGCUCCCAGCAAAAGCUCUCCAAGAUCGAGACGUUGCGCCUGGCACAUAAUUACAUCUUUGCGCUAUCCCAAAUCCUCGCUGAGGGCCGUCCCAUGGAAAGAACCCGGCUUUUGCACGUUUUGGCCCGCGGGCUGAGCCAAGCCACAAUCAACCUGCUCACUGCCUCACUGGGGCUUGGUCCCAUUCACUGUCAGAACUCACCGCCUUGUGCCUGCUCCUGGAACAUGGCGUCGCAGCCACUGAGCGGUUACGCAGCCAACUGGUUCAUGCAAGACACCAACGCGGUGUCAGGACGAAGAUACAACGUCCCUCAACAGCAGCAACAAAGUAUCAGGGAGAAGUUGUAA
Zootermopsis nevadensis is the source of this 486-nucleotide messenger RNA. Its product is annotated as neurogenic differentiation factor 1-like. Gene Ontology annotation, biological process: positive regulation of transcription by RNA polymerase II; sensory organ development; axon development. Gene Ontology annotation, cellular component: nucleus. Gene Ontology annotation, molecular function: E-box binding; protein dimerization activity; DNA-binding transcription factor activity, RNA polymerase II-specific. NCBI's taxonomy places the organism in Eukaryota, Metazoa, Arthropoda, Insecta, Blattodea, Termopsidae. The record is from RefSeq and is a predicted model, not a curated record.